Molecule: messenger RNA, 2108 nt
Organism: Aphanomyces astaci
Lineage: Eukaryota; Oomycota; Saprolegniomycetes; Saprolegniales; Verrucalvaceae
Exons: 3
Coding region: 1-2001 (666 amino acids)
Biological process (GO): phospholipid biosynthetic process
Cellular component (GO): endoplasmic reticulum membrane
Molecular function (GO): glycerol-3-phosphate O-acyltransferase activity; glycerone-phosphate O-acyltransferase activity
Source: RefSeq, a predicted model, not a curated record
AUGGACGAAUAUCCCCACUUUCCAUUCUCCAUUUAUCGACGCGCCAACCUUCACGACGUCUGUCGCCGCGCCGCCUUGGACAUGUUUGGCCUCCACGAUCUUCAUCAGCAGAUCAUUGCGAUCGUGCUCGUUGUCAUGCUCUCCAUGGACGCCAUCAAUCCAGUGAAAGCCGUGUGUACGAUUGUCGGCGUCGAUCCGUCCGUCGUUGGAUGGCUGCACAUCUUGCUUCUCCUCGGGUUGCUGUACAGCAACGCGUCGGACGUGCUGUACUUUUGCAUCCGCGUGUUUCUUACGAGCAUCACCUCGAUCUUCUUCAAGAGCAUUGAAAUCGUCGGCAAAGACAACAUUCCCCUCGACGGGCCCGUCAUUUUCACGGGAAACCAUUCCAACCAAUUCGUCGACGGCUUGAUUGUGCUCAUGAAUUGCUACCGAAAGGUAGGGUUCAUCAUUGCUGAGAAAUCCAUGCAUCGUCCCGUCAUCGGAUCGCUCGCCAAGGCCGUGGGGUGCAUUCCAUUCACGCGUCCCCAAGACGAAGUCAUCCAGGGCAAAGGGACCGUGCUCAUGGACGACGCGGCGCCGCCCGGGUCGUUCGUCCUCAUCGGUCAAGACACGCACUUCACGACCCAAUUGAGCGCCGGCGACCAAGUCCGCGCCAACGGAACGACGGUCAAGGACUCUGGCGAGCCCGUGAGGGUGGCUUCGGUCGUCGACGACACGCACGCCGUCCUGUCGGCGCCGCUUGCCGACAUGCACGGCAACGUCCUUGGCACUUCCCCCGCGACCUUUGGCAUUUUCAAAAAGGUCAACCAAACGGCAUCGCUAUCCGAAGUCAACAAAGCGCUCCAGCGCGGCCAGUGCGUCGGCAUUUUCCCCGAGGGCGGGUCCCACGACCGGACGGACCUGCUGCCGCUCAAGGCCGGCGUCGCGCUCAUGGCGUUCAGCGCCAAGCAGAGCCUCAACCUGACCGUGCCAAUCGUUCCCGUCGGACUCAACUACUUUCGCGGCCACAAGUUUCGCGGCCGCGUGGUCGUCGAGUUUGGCACGCCCAUCACAGUCACCAACGACAAGCUGGACGAGUACAACGCGGACAAGCGCAAGGCAUGCAACGCCCUCCUCAACGAAGUCCAAGAUGGCAUGCGCAGUGUGAUCGUAGCGACGCCCGACCACAACGUCCUCCAGGGCGUGUACACUGCCCGACGGCUGUACCAGCAGGCCGGCAUCAAGUGGAGCCCCAAGGUUACGCAGGACCUCAACCGCCGGUUCGCGGAAGGCUACAAGAUCCUCCAGGACAAGCCGGACGUGGCGAGUCUCGCCGCCAAGCUCGGCGAGUACCGGCGCACGCUCAAGCAGCUCGGGCUCCCCGACCACCAGGUGCCGUACGUGGCAUUCGUCACCGUCCACGACGCGCUCGCGUCCGCCAUGUACGGCGCCGUCAUCUUUGCGCUGGCGUCGAUCCCGUCCUUCGUGCUGAAUGCGCCCGUGGGCUUAGUCGCGCGGUACGUCGCCGCGGCCGAGCAGACCAAGGCACUUGCCGGCUCGAACGUCAAGAUCGCGGCGCGGGACGUGGUUCUGUCCAAGAAGAUCUCGUUUUCGGUGGUGGCGGUGCCCGUGCUGUGGCUGGGGUACGCGCUGCUCAUGUUCGCCUUCACGGACUGGAGCGCGUCCAACAUUGGGCUCGUGACCCUGUCGUUCCCGUUGUGUUCGUACUUUGGCGUGCGGAGCGUCGAGGCUGGCAUCGUCGAGAUGCGGACGCUGCGCCCGCUGCUCAACCGACUGCGGCCCGAGUCCAAGCGCAUCCAGGACGAACUCCCCCUCCGACGCAUGCACCUCCAAAAGGAAGUGCGCCAGAUUGUGAAAAAGUACGCGCACGAGUUGGGUCCGCUCGCGGCGUCGGCGCCCGUCGACUGGGCCGCCUUCAUGCACACCCACGUCAAGCACGAACGAGAUGACGAAGACGCAAGGCAGGGGGGGAACGCCACACACGAGAAGAAACGUGUCUAGCAGUAGGAAGGAUGUCUGACGAACGUUUCACAAUUAGGACUAGGAAUCGAUCGAUCAUGAACAAUAAUGCAGUGGGCUACGUAAACCAGUAUACGAGUAGAUUCGAC